Corylus avellana is the source of this 1582-nucleotide messenger RNA. RefSeq lists its product as uncharacterized. Gene Ontology annotation, molecular function: ferrous iron transmembrane transporter activity. Lineage: Eukaryota; Viridiplantae; Streptophyta; Magnoliopsida; Fagales; Betulaceae. Gene Ontology annotation, cellular component: mitochondrial membrane. Gene Ontology annotation, biological process: iron import into the mitochondrion. The record is from RefSeq and is a predicted model, not a curated record.
GUGUAUGGCAGCUAAAUACCUAAUUUUGACUUCAAUCCGAAACCCUAAUUUCCCAAGCCCUCGAAGCAACGAAAUUCAAUUUUUCCAAAGAAAAUUCUUCUCAAACACCAAGUCUCCAUGGCCACAGACGCCACGGCUAAGUUCCAAAACCCGGAAUUUCGGCCGGUAUCGCAGCCGCCGGACUUCCACCCGGAGCUCCCCGUCUCGGCCCACGACGGUCUCCACUUCUGGCAGUUUAUGAUCGCCGGUUCAAUCGCCGGCAUGGUCGAGCACAUGGCCAUGUACCCGGUCGACACCGUGAAGACCCACAUGCAGGCUAUGGGAUCAUGCCCGGUCAAGUCGGUCGGCGUCCGGCAAGCUCUCCGGUCCAUUCUGAGAUCCGAGGGUCCCGCUGGGCUCUACAGGGGAAUCGGCGCAAUGGGUCUCGGUGCCGGACCGGCCCACGCUGUAUACUUUUCGGUCUACGAGGUGUGCAAGAAGUACUUCUCAAGUGGGAACCCAAACAACUCGGCGGCGCACGCCGUCUCGGGCGUAUGCGCGACUGUGGCGAGCGAUGCCGUUUUCACGCCAAUGGAUAUGGUGAAGCAGAGGCUUCAGCUGAGCAAUAGUCCCUAUCGGGGUGUCUGGGAUUGCGUGAAGAGGGUGUUGAAAGAGGAGGGGUUUAGAGCGUUCUACGCGUCGUAUAGGACCACGGUGGUCAUGAACGCACCGUUCACAGCCGUGCACUUUUCGACAUAUGAGGCGGCGAAGAAGGGGUUGAUGGAGAUCUCGCCAGAGAGUGCGAGCGAUGAGCGGUUGGCCGUGCAUGCCACCGCUGGUGCCGCUGCUGGGGCUUUGGCUGCGUUGGUGACCACGCCCCUAGAUGUGGUCAAGACCCAAUUGCAGUGUCAGGGUGUAUGCGGCUGUGAUAGAUUUACAAGUGGCUCAAUUGGGGAUGUUCUUCAAACAAUAGUUAAAAAGGAUGGAUACAGAGGACUCAUGCGGGGAUGGGUUCCACGGAUGCUUUUCCAUGCUCCUGCUGCAGCUAUCUGCUGGUCUACAUAUGAAGCCGCAAAAACUUUCUUCCAAGAACUCAAUGAUAGCAGUAACACUGGAACUGGAACCUGAAUAGCCUUCAAGAAAAAGGGCAUUCUUUAUCAUACAGCUGCAUCACAGAUACCUCCUUUUGAUUAACAACUAGAAGUCUGCUUCCCAGGAGGGAUGAGCAAGCAAGACAAAUAAGCAUUUUUUCCCCAAUAACCUGACCAUGGUCUAUUUCGUAAGUGGAAGCAGUCAGAGUAAUUGAGGAGUUUUGGAAUUCGUUUGUAUUGUACACUACUCGGUCAGUAUAAUUAUCUUAUUUAUAAAUGUUUUAUUUUUCUUUUUACUAGUUUCCUUGAUGAGAAAACACCACUUAAAAUCAUUACUGUGCUAGGAAUUUUGCCUUAAUUUUGGGUUUCAUAUUUUGUAAGGUUUAGUCAGAUAAAAAAUUUAAGGGCGGCUGUUUACCAUCACCAAUUUUCUUGAUCUGUGUCAUUAGCUGACAGACUGUCAUGAUCUUGUUCAUAAAUUUCAGAUAUCUUGGUUGGCUGGUUUAUAUUUU